AUGGAUCCUUGUUUAACGUUAACGGUGGUUGUGCUACUGAGUUUGGCGGGGAUUAGGAAGUAUUCGUUUCUCUAUCACAAUUUUACCUUUUAUGUAGCUCAGGUUUUCCAUCAAUGUUCAAAUGGUAUUUUGUGGACUAUGCUGAACAACCUAUGGAAAAAGUACAUAAUCAAGAUAAAAUGUGAGAAAAAUAUUACUACGGAACAACCUAACACUCCAUCAGUUAUAUAUCUUUGUCGUAUUUGUUCCGGUUUUCGAACAGAUAAUGAAUCUUUAGUUGAAACUCACCUUAUUGAUAGACACCAGAUUCAGAGCAAAAUGUAUUCAGAACUAUGUUCAUGUGAUGACUCAAAUGAUUCCGAUCAUAUUGGUCUGGAGUCAGUAUUAACCACUGAUAAUUCAACCUUCACUGCUUCUGAUACUAAAGAAGAUCACACUUCAGACAUUUUAAACACUUUGUAUUGCCAAACAUCUUAUGUAUCAAAAUCUCCAACAAAUGUAGAUGAAGCUUCUCCUGUUACCAACGAUCUAAAUUCAGUUGAUUCAAUCAGUCCCCCACAAUCACCAGUUUCUCCCGUUUUAAGAGAAUUGAACAGCACACGUAAGAAGAUUACGAUAACUUUAAACAGCUCACCACCACUACCUACAACGGCACCGAAUGUUCCAGAACUUCAAAAUCCAGAAAAACCUGUGGGUAUAUCCGGUGGGAAUGAUGAAUCUACUUCAUCUUUGGUAUAUGGGGCAUUCUUAUCCGCAUCUAAUUCACCCAAAGAUCCAAUAAACUCUUCCUUGAAGCAUAAAUGCCCUGAUUGUGACCGUUGUUUUAGUAGUUAUAAAGCAUUUGAACGUCACACUCUUCGAUCACAUGCACCAGCUCAUCAUUCUGAUGAAAAACCAGUUGAUUUAGAUGGCCAUUCACCUGAGAAAUAUUCAUCCACCACUGUAAACUAUGAAUUUAUAUGCUCUCAGUGCAACCGUAGUUUUGCUACUAGUCAGGCAUACAAAAUCCAUGCAAGAGCGCAUAAAUCAAACAAAAUAUCCACGCGAUCUAAUGAUACAGUUAAUAGUUAUAGGAAUGAUUUACUUGAUAGCAAUAAUAAUAAUCAUCGUAAAGAAAACAUCAUUGAAUCUCGAUAUCGUACAAUUCUACCUAAACCGUGUAAUAAACAAUCAUCCAUGCAGUUUUCAUUGCUGGAUCUAAAACCAAAACGUCGAAAUGCUCGUCGUCAGACUAACAGUUUAUUUUCAUCUGAACAAAAUUCAUCAUUGGCAAGAAAAGUCAAUAAGAACGAUGGUGGUAAUAAUACUUCUAUUGGACUAUGCAAAUAUUCAUCAAAUUAUACGUCGAACGGGAAUCUGCAUAUUCAUCCAAAUUCAGCCAACAUUGUUCUCCACUCUGCAAAUAAUGAUCCUGAUAACCAAAAUGAUGGUAUGAAUAUAAAUAAUCAUGUAAUUUAUGAUUCUAUGGUCAACACAAAUGAUACAGUUAAUAAACCACCGCAUUUACUCACUGUUGCAGCAGCUUAUGCCUCCCAGAUUUCUUUCACUACAUGUAACAGUAGUGAUACGUCACAAAAUUUAUCAAAUGAUUCUUCUAUUCCCGGUGUUCAAGUCUACCCUAUUCCAUGGUCGUCCGAUGCACAUAAUUCUAGUCUAGUAUCUACUAAUUCCCUCAUAUCUGAUGUUGUAGUUAAUUCAUCAAUAGAAAAUCCAGUUUCUUGUUGUUCAGACAAUCAGCUACAUACAACUAAAGCUAUAACUACAAACUGUGACUUGUCAUUUAGUCAUGAAUCUUUAACACCGUAUUCUUUUAUUCAACUAUAUCCUGUUAUGAGUUCCGAUGGUAUAUUGUAUUAUAUGACAGGUGCACCAGUUGAAUUAACUCAAACAAAUAAUAAUAAUUCUAAUGAAAUAAAUUUUAAUCAUACUAUCAUAUCUACUAAUUGUGAAUCAAAUUAUGAAUAUACAACAGAUGAAAUUUGUUCAUCUAAUGAUAACAGAAAUGAGAAUAAAAACAGUGAUCAUAUUCAAAUGAAUUCUUCAAUAUCCCAGAAUUUUUCCACGACUGAUAUUGAUUCUGCAUUGCUAGCAAACGAUAUAACUUCAUGUGCUUAUAUUGUGAAUAAUAAUAGUACCAGUAAAAGUAAUGAAGGAACUGUAUACUUCUCUUCACAUUAUGAUGGUAUGUCAACAAACUGUCAACCAGUUUCAGAUUACUUGUCAAAUGAUGUUGAAGUGAUCGAUUUAAAUAUUCCUGUUACUGUUGUUCAUUUGGAUCAAAAUCAUAUUUCUGCUGACUCCCAACUGUCUACAACCAUUUACGAUAUGGAUUCUGUGCCUAAUCAAGAUUUUCCUCUGUCAUAUUCCAAUUCAGAAGCGACAGAUCAAGGGAAAUUAUCUGAACAACUUUCAUUGGCAGUUAGUUGUGAUAAAGACCAAAACAAUCUUGAUAACAGUAAUAAUGAUGUUAAUGAACAAUCGAUAUGUGAGACGACAACAAAAGUUGAAGUUUCGGAUUCGCAUUCAUCAGAGUUGAUGAGUACACAAGUUUCAAAAGAAUCUCAUCUUUCUUUACCACCUACUAUUUUUAAUGCCUCCGAUGCUUCUUCUCAAUUGAAUAAUAAUAAUAGUGAUAAAAUCGACUAUGAGAGCAUUGAUUGUAUAAAGGAAUAUUUAAAUUUUAAUAAAACCAUUACGGAAUCACUAAACAACAAUACGAUAUCAACAUUACAAAACUUCAUUGAAUAAUAACUUAAACAAUAACACUUUAUCUUUAACAAAUCUUUAUCACACUUAUUCGUCAUUAUCCACUUCUGUCUAGUCACUUAUCAACCUCCGCUUAAGUUGUUUACAAUUUUUUUCUCAUAUAUACAUAUAUAAUGUUUUUAGGUAUCAUCUAACUGUUAUGUACAUAAUUGUAAUCAUAGUAUUCAAACGAAGCUUAUUGUUUUAUUUAUAUUGUGUAACUAUAUUCUAUUAUAAAGUGACUUUUUUCUUUUUGCAUUCAUUCAUUUCGUUUUUUACAUUAUUGACUUGUUAAAUAGGUUAUUAUUUCAUUUAUCUCAAAUAUAUUUAUCUUCAUUUAUUCAAAUUAUUCAAUUCAAUUCAAUCUAUCUAUGUCAUACCAUACAAAAACUGUGUGUAUAUUCAUUCACCUGUAAAUAAUUAAAAGAAAACGAAAAUACUGUUAAUUAUUAAUUGAAUUGCAUUUCUUGAAAUAAUUAAUUUUAUUUAAAACACAAU
Schistosoma margrebowiei is the source of this 3243-nucleotide messenger RNA. The record is from the annotation of a GenBank genome assembly. NCBI's taxonomy places the organism in Eukaryota, Metazoa, Platyhelminthes, Trematoda, Strigeidida, Schistosomatidae.